Molecule: messenger RNA, 2797 nt
Organism: Xyrauchen texanus (razorback sucker)
Lineage: Eukaryota; Metazoa; Chordata; Actinopteri; Cypriniformes; Catostomidae
Product: endophilin-B2-like
Exons: 12
Coding region: 68-1276 (402 amino acids)
Biological process (GO): membrane organization
Cellular component (GO): membrane; cytoplasm
Molecular function (GO): protein binding
Source: RefSeq, a predicted model, not a curated record
AUCAGGUUGCAGGGGCAAUCAACAAGCUGAUGUAGCUGAAACGAACAGGAGUGAAAACGCUGACACGAUGGAUUUCAAUGUCAAGAAACUUGCGUCGGAUGCAGGUGUCUUCUUCACUCGUGCUGUUCAGUACACAGAGGAGAAGCUUGGUCAGGCAGAGAAGACUGAACUAGAUGCCCACCUGGAGAACUUGAUUGCCCGAGCAGACUGCACCAAAAACUGGACCGAGAAGAUCUUCCGACAGACUGAGGUGCUGCUUCAACCCAACCCAAGUGCCCGUAUUGAAGAGUUCUUCUAUGAGAAAUUGGACCGAAAGAUUCCAUCCAGAACCACCAAUGCAGAACUGCUGGGCCAGUAUAUGCAGGAUGCUGCAAAGGACUUUGGACCAGGAACUUCAUAUGGCAGUACUUUGAUCACUGUGGGAGAGUUUCAGAGGAGAUUGGGUGCAGCAGAGAGGGAAUUCCUACAGACAUCAGCCAUCAACUUUCUCACACCUCUGAGGAACUUUCUAGAAGGUGACUGGAAAACAAUUUCGAAAGAGAGAAGGCUUCUGGAGAAUCGGCGCCUUGACCUGGAUGUUUGCAAAGCCCGGCUCAAGAAGGCAAAAUUAGCUGAGGCCAAGGCUGCUGCAGCACCUGACUUUCAGGAGACUAGGCCACGCAAUUAUGUUCUGUCUGCCAGUGCAUCUGCGCUCUUGAGUGCAGAAGUGGAUAAAGCAGAGCACGAGUUGCGUGUGGCUCAGACUGAGUUUGACAGGCAGGCAGAGGUGACACGCCUCCUAUUGGAGGGGAUCAGCAGCACACAUGUGAACCACUUGCGCUGUCUGCAUGAGUUUGCAGAAGCUCAGGCUGCUUACUAUGCACAGUGUCACAAGCACAUGCAGGACCUUCAGAAAGAGCUGAGCAGUGCAAACAGAGAUACGUUUCCUGAUGCUUUUGCUGUUAACGCCUCUACGUCAGGAAUGUCACCAGCACCUGCUCCCCUUCCCACUGCCACCCUGCCUGGGGUUUCUUCACCUAGCCGUCCCCCCAAUGGCUCCAAUGCUCUUGAGUCCAACACGCUGAAGAUUGAGGAGGUGAAGCCACCAGCCACUGGUACUCGCAAGGCCAAAGUGCUUUAUGAUUAUGAUGCUGCAGAUACAAGUGAACUUUCCCUUUUCGCUGAUGAGCUGAUUACUGUGUACACUGUGCCUGGCAUGGAUCCAGACUGGCUUAUUGGAGAACGAGGCAACCAGAAAGGCAAAGUACCUGUUACAUACCUGGAGCUCCUAAGCUAGAUGCCCCCACUCUUGACAGAGUCAUAUUGAAUUAUGCAUGAACAAAUAUACAAGCACUCCUGAACACAGUGAAUUUGUCUUUUUUUUUUUUUUUAAAUACCUAGAUUUAUAUCUAGGUCUGUCCUGUUCUGAUGUUACAGUGCUCAAAUACUGAUUUCUGUUUUUGUAGGCCCUGAUUAUGUUCCAUGUAUGUUAUUUCAUUUGAACUACCUUGCAUAGUUUCUUAAAUACCUGUUUUUAUUUCUUCAAUGAUCCUGUCACUGCUAGAUUUUUAUGAAGUCUUUAUUACUCUCAAAGUGUCUUCAAAAGUUAGGAAGAAAAACAAAAGUUAACACAUUUUUUUGUUUUUGUGUUGGUGAUUGAUGUGUGUGUGAGGACAGUAUGUGUGUGAGAGUGUGUUCUAUUAGAUCAUGUUCUUUAAAAAAUAUCCUGGCUUCACGUGUUUAUUGUAUGUAAUGUCUCAUUUACCAUGCUUGUAUUCCGUGGUGGCUGCAUACUACAAACUGAGGAGGUGGAAAACUGAGGCAUUUAUGUGUUUUGUUGAUGGUUGACAAGUUUGUAAACGUAAUGAGUCCAGUUAUAUUGUGAUUAACUGUGAUCUAAUCAUAUUCAGAAGACUGGUUUUCUUUUCCAUUAGGACUUUUCAUUCACAUUCACUCAGUCGGCGCAUUCCCACUUUCAUAUCCGUGUUCUAUGCUUGUUCAAAAUUAGCGAUGCAUAUUGAAUGAAUAAAACUUCAAUAUAACGAGUAGUUUUACUUGGUCUUAAACUAAACUCUUUCUAAUUGGGGUUGCUGUCCAAUCACUGCACUGCAAGUUGUCCAGAGUUAUUCAGUCAAUACAGCUAUGAGAAAGACAUUAGAGUGACUUGGCAAAAUACACAAGGUCAUGUUUUUCUUUAAAUCAUUAUCUGCCUGUUAAUGCAAGAAAAAGGAAUUUCUUUGAUUUUGUUUAAAAAUUGUCCUGAGCAGUGAGAGCUAUGUAUGAAAAUAUUUGGAAAUGUACAAAAUUUAACUUGAUGAAAAGGCUUCUAGUGGAUUGAAUUUAACAGAUUUUUUUUAUUUCUUAAGUACGCGUCCUUCAGGUCUACCGCCUCGAACCAAUCUUGAUGCUGGAUGCACGUCAAAAUGUGCUUCUGCGUCAGCAUCUAGAAUGAUGAAAUAAGGUCUGUGAAACCAGUCUCAUCUCGGCUGGAGGGACAGGAUCUGUCACGCCCUUCCUUAUUAGGAGGACCGAGAACACAGCAGAACCGGAGCGGGACUAAUCGCAUAGCGGAGUCGAAUGGUUCUGGCCAGCCAGCACUACGGGUUGGAAGUGAUGAGGCGGCCGCGCUGAGGGGACCCUCAAAGCACUUAACUUACUCUGCGCACCCGGCAUAAUGCGGCCCGAUAACUGAGUAGGAGGGGUCUCAGGCCGAGAGAUUCAUCACCUGGGGUGUGGUUUGUGUGGUUUGUGUGUGCGAAAGCAUGUGGGCCACGUCCGUGAUGCCCAGGCUGCGAGCACCAGGUGUCCAGUAACCGCA